Propithecus coquereli (Coquerel's sifaka) is the source of this 779-nucleotide messenger RNA. It is a transcript of the gene TMEM174, whose product is annotated as transmembrane protein 174. The transcript is spliced from 2 exons. NCBI's taxonomy places the organism in Eukaryota, Metazoa, Chordata, Mammalia, Primates, Indriidae. The coding region runs from base 42 to 773 and encodes 243 amino acids. The record is from RefSeq and is a predicted model, not a curated record.
AUCCCUUCCCCUCUAAGAAGCCAGCACUUGCGUGCGGAGCAAUGGAGCAGGGCAGCAGCCGCCUGGAGGACUUCCCUAUCAAUGUGUUUUCUGUCACUCCUUACACACCCAGUACCGCUGACAUCCAGGUGUCUGAUGACGACAAGGCGGGGGCCACCUUGCUCUUCUCAGGCAUCUUUCUGGGACUGGUGGGGAUCACGUUCACCGUCAUGGGCUGGAUCAAAUACCAAGGUGUCUCCCACUUUGAAUGGACCCAGCUCCUUGGGCCCAUCCUGCUGUCAGUCGGGGUGACGUUCAUCCUGAUUGCUGUGUGCAAGUUCAAAAUGCUCUCCUGCCAGUUGUGCAAAGAAAGUGAGGAAAGGGGCCUGGACUCGGAACAGACACCGGGAGGACAAUCGUUUGUUUUCACUGGCAUCAACCAGCCCAUCACCUUCCACGGGGCCACUGUGGUGCAGUAUAUCCCUCCUCCUUAUGGUUCUCAAGAGCCGCUGGGGAUGAACACUCGCUACCUGCAGCCCGUGGUGAGCCCCUGUGGUCUCAUACCUUCUGGAGGGGCAGUGGCCGCCACGCUGAGUCCUCCUCAGUACUAUACCAUCUACCCUCAAGGGAACGCCGCGUUUGUGGAUGACGAGGACUGCCCUUCUUUCCCGGAUGGUGGGAAUGGCAGGCCCAGCCCUGAUGCUGAUCAGCUGCAAGAGUCACAGCUGGAAGAGGAGGCCUGUGCCAGCUUCGCUCCUCCCCCCUAUGAGGAAAUAUACUCCCUCCGUGGCUAGUGACUA